AUUACAUAUGGCAACACCCGUGUAACUCUAAAAGUACUGCAAGCAACGUGUAGAAGAGCGCCCGACCUCGCCCCGCCGUUCAGGGUCUUCAAAUUCAGUAACUAAUAACAGCCUCAUCUGCCAAAUCCUCUCCCUCUCCCUCUCCCUCUCCCCUCUGAGCAAUGGAGAUGGCAAUAGGCUUUCACAACUGUCUCACUCCUCCUGUCUCUGCAAACCCUAGCCAUAAAUGGAGUUCUCCGUCGUUUCCAAAGCAACUCCUUGGUCUCAGGUUAUCUUCUCCACUGAUCGCAAAAGCAUCGGCGAAUCCUCUCUGGAAGCGCUCAUUCCGAACUUCAGUCUGCUGCUCCGUCUCCGGAGCCACAGAAACCGUUCCUGAGAAAAAGAGCCAGCUAACAAGGAGAAGAGAUAUAAGGAAUAUUGCUAUUGUUGCUCAUGUAGAUCAUGGAAAAACAACUUUGGUAGAUGCAAUGUUGAAGCAAGCAAAGGUAUUUCGUGAAAACCAAUUUGUACAAGAACGGAUAAUGGAUUCAAAUGAUCUUGAACGUGAAAGAGGAAUUACAAUACUUAGCAAAAACACAUCAAUCUCUUAUAAGGAUACAAAAAUAAAUAUAAUCGAUACUCCAGGUCAUGCAGACUUUGGGGGUGAAGUGGAACGCAUCCUUAAUAUGGUGGAGGGGGUCCUUCUUGUGGUAGACUCUGUUGAGGGUCCUAUGCCACAAACAAGGUUUGUUUUGAAGAAAGCUUUGGAAUUUGGCCAUGCUGUUGUCGUUGUUGUCAAUAAGAUUGAUAGACCUUCUGCUCGUCCAGAUUACGUCAUCAACUCCACUUUUGAACUAUUUAUUGAACUAAAUGCAACAGAUGAACAGUGUGAUUUCCAAGUGAUAUAUGCAAGUGGCAUUCAAGGAAAGGCUGGAUUAUCUCCUGAAAAUUUGGCGGAAGAUCUUGGACCGCUUUUUGAGUCUAUAGUCAGAUGCAUACCAGGACCAUGUAUCGACAAGGAUGGUGCACUGCAAAUGCUUGCUACAAAUAUUGAGUUUGAUGAACAUAAAGGACGGAUAGCCAUUGGACGCUUGCAUGCUGGAGUUUUGCAGAGAGGGAUGGACGUGAGGGUAUGCACCACAGAAGAUGCAUGUAGAUACGCAAGAAUUAGCGAGCUUUUUGUGUAUGAGAAAUUCAUUAGGGUUCCUGUGGGAAGUGUAGAAGCUGGUGAUAUCUGUGCUGUCUGCGGCAUUAAUGAUAUUCAAAUUGGAGAGACGAUAGCUGAUAAAAAUUUUGGGAAGCCAUUGCCCACCAUUAAGGUGGAAGAACCAACUGUCAAAAUGUCUUUCUCCAUCAAUACGUCACCGUUAUCGGGCCGGGAGGGAAAGUAUGUUACUAGUAGAAACCUAAGAGAUCGUCUCUACCGUGAGCUUGAGCGGAAUUUGGCUAUGAGAGUUGAAGAUGGUGAAACUGCAGAUAUAUUCAUUGUUAGUGGGCGGGGUACUUUACAUAUCACCAUACUAAUAGAAAACAUGCGAAGGGAAGGAUAUGAGUUUAUGGUUGGACCCCCUAAAGUUAUCAAUAAAAUGGUGGAUGACAAGUUGCAUGAACCUUUUGAGACUGCAACUGUGGAGGUACCAGAAGAGCACAUGGGAGCUGUUGUUGAACUUCUUGGGAAAAGACGAGGGCAAAUGUUUGAUAUGCAAGGAAUUGGGUCAGAAGGAACGACAGUACUUAAAUAUAAGAUUCCAACCCGUGGCCUUCUAGGAUUGCGAAAUGCAAUUUUAACAGCUUCUCGAGGCACAGCAAUCCUGAACACAAUAUUUGAUAGCUAUGGACCUUGGGCUGGUGAUAUUACCACUCGAGAUCAGGGUUCACUGGUUGCAUGUGAGGAUGGAAGCACUACAUCAUAUGCCCUUUCUAAUUCUCAAGAGAGGGGACAGAUGUUUGUCGGCCCGGGAGUAGAAGUUUAUAAAGGUCAAAUAGUGGGCAUCCAUCAACGGCCCGGCGACUUAUCUUUAAACGUGUGCAGGAAAAAGGCAGCAACAAAUGUGCGUUCCAACAAGGAGCAAACUGUGGUUCUUGAUACCCCAUUGGAUUACAGUUUAGAUGACUGCAUAGAGUACAUUGAAGAAGAUGAACUGGUGGAGAUCACUCCCUCGAGCAUUAGAAUGUGCAAGAAUCCCAAGCUUGCCAAGAGGAUGAGAUAAAAAUAGCCCAGGGGUAAGCAUUGCUUUGGGUCAAACCACCAAUUCACUCUUUGAUUGUUUUGGUUUCAAAGGUUCUAUUUUUGGUCACAAGUUAGAACAUGUCGAAAACCAACCCAAACCAUCAAAGCCAGGUUUAUAAGUUUAUAUAAUUUUUAAGCAUAAUUUUGGGCAUGCUCUAGGGCUCCCAAAUUUCCUUGUUUCUAGUUGUAUAAAAAACACAAAAUUAUAUAUAGUUUUUACCAUUAUAUGCUUGAUUUUUUUUUAAAUAAAGAUGAUGAGCUGCAUGAGCAGUUGCACAGA
Molecule: messenger RNA, 2489 nt
Organism: Malania oleifera
Lineage: Eukaryota; Viridiplantae; Streptophyta; Magnoliopsida; Santalales; Ximeniaceae
Product: putative elongation factor TypA-like SVR3, chloroplastic
Exons: 14
Coding region: 162-2189 (675 amino acids)
Cellular component (GO): ribonucleoprotein complex; cytosol
Molecular function (GO): GTP binding; GTPase activity
Source: RefSeq, a predicted model, not a curated record